AAGGUCUCCCCAACGAUGCCUCUGCAAUCGGACACCCUGCGUGAAGUCUGGACGACCGAACAUAUUCUGGACGAUGAAAGUGUAACGGCUCAGAAACAAAGGCUGGAGAAACAGCGGGCUCUGCUGGAACAGAAGCAGAAGAAGAAGCGACAGGAGCCACAGAUGGUUCAGUCCAACAAUGAAGACAAGAAGGUGAAGAAGACCAAGACAAAGCGCUCAGAUGAACAGGUCCCGGCGGCCGAAUCCAAAGCUGCCAAUCAAAACGGAACAGAAAGGAAGCCAAAAAAGAAGAAACCAAAGGCGGAGCCGGAGGAAGGAGAACAGGAAAAGGAUCCCUACUCUAGGUUCAUUAAGGAUCCCAGGAAGAAGAAGGAGAAUCCCGCAUCCCACUUCUCAGUCGGGAAAACAAUCAAAAAACCAAAGCAAGAUGAUGAGGAGGAGGGGGAGGACCAGCCAGCAGAAGUAACGACAACAAAACGCAUCAAAAAGAAAACUAAAGAGGCCAAGGAGAAAAAGUCAAAACCAAAAGAGCAAGACAAUGGCGAAUCCGAGCCAAAAACCAAAAGCAAAGCCAGCAAAGCACAGAGAAAGGAUCCAAUGCUGGCUUUUCAGGCUGGGGGCGACAAGAAGGAAGGGAAAAGCAAAAAGAAAGACUCACAGUCGGGGAAGGAUGAGAACGAAGACUUGGAACCCAGCUCCAAAGCUGCGAAGAGCAAGAAAAAGAACACUGAAGCCAAAAUGUUCCAGUCGGGGGGAGCCAAGAAAGACAAAAAGAGCAAAAAGAAAGGAUCCGAUGAUGAGGAAGAGGAAGAUCCAUCAAUCACACAAAAGAACAGCAACAAAAAGGGAAAAUCUUCAAAGAAGAAAUCAAACAAUGACUGUGCCUCAGCCAGGAUGGAGUCCCCUGUUGUGGAGGUGGGAAAUCUGGAGGAGUUUGUGCUGAGGCCUGCUCCCCAGAGUGUGACUAUCAAGUGCAAAGUAACAAGAGACAAGAAAGGCAUGGACCGGGGCCUCUAUCCCACCUAUUACCUUCACCUGGACACAGAUGAGAACAAAAAGAUUUUCUUGCUGGCUGGGAGAAAGCGUAAGAAAAGCAAGACGUCCAAUUACCUUAUUUCCAUUGAUCCUACAGACAUGUCCCGAGGGGGAGAGAACUUUAUUGGGAAACUAAGGUCGAACCUGAUGGGAACAAAGUUUACAGUGUUUGACAACGGGGUGAGUGCUGACAAGGGGAAACCCGAUCGUUCCAAUGUGCGUCAGGAGCUUUCUGCUGUCAUCUACGACACAAACGUGCUGGGGUUUAAAGGCCCCAGAAAGAUGACAGUGAUCAUUCCUGCGAUGAACGAGGAACAGGAGCGGGUUCCCUUCCGACCUCGCAAUGACAAUGAUGGGCUGCUGUGCAGAUGGCAGAACAAGAACAUGGAGAACCUGAUCCAGCUACACAACAAGACACCGGUCUGGAACGAUGAGACUCAAUCCUACGUCUUGAAUUUCCAUGGCAGAGUGACGCACGCCUCAGUCAAGAACUUCCAAAUUGUCCAUGAAAAUGACCCUGAUUACAUUGUGAUGCAGUUUGGCCGGGUGGCAGACGAUACCUUCACCAUGGAUUACAACUACCCAAUGUGCGGAGUCCAAGCCUUUGCCAUCGCCCUCUCCAGCUUUGACGGCAAACUGGCUUGUGAAUAAGACUUGGUUACACAUCCCCUCCAGCAACGACCUGGGACUGGCACUGGCUUUUUAAUCCCUGACUGCUCAGCGCCUUGGGAUGUCCUCCCGACAUGAAAGAUCCUUUAUAAAUGUAAUUUUGAAUUGUAUUCAAAAACCCUCUCUUAUUUGUCUUCUGUUGUUGUUUUAAGAUGUGAAACCCAUGUUUAGACUAAAGAAUCUGCUCUGCGAGGCUUCGGAGCAGCAAUGGGAAUCGGAACCUCGAUUUGUGUUCACCCCAUCAAAUCCCAAUGCACAGGAUGGUUCAAGUUUUCAAUGUUUAUUAGGGUGUUUUUUCUGCUCUUAAUUUCUGGUCGCAGUGAUGUUGUCAGCCUGGUAGCACUCUCACCUCUUGGUUGUGGGAUAGUGGGGGUGGUGGAGU
Molecule: messenger RNA, 2086 nt
Organism: Callorhinchus milii (elephant shark)
Lineage: Eukaryota; Metazoa; Chordata; Chondrichthyes; Chimaeriformes; Callorhinchidae
Product: tubby protein homolog
Exons: 14
Coding region: 16-1686 (556 amino acids)
Biological process (GO): protein localization to cilium
Cellular component (GO): cilium
Molecular function (GO): actin filament binding
Source: RefSeq, a predicted model, not a curated record